AUAAUGGCGUCAGUUGCAAGUUUGGCAACUAUAUUUUAAAGUGAUCGAAUCUAUAAAAUUCUUGGAAAGUAGCAUAACUGAUGUUAAAUAUCAAAUUUACAACAAACUUUCGUAAAUAAUAAGUGUUUUAUAGGUCUAUAAUAAUUACUCAAGUUAUUGUGGGUAAACAAAUAGUGAAACAAAGUUUGAUUCUGUAAGCUAAAGAAUGGCUGAAUAUUUAGCCGCUAUAUUUGGUACAGAAAAGGACAAAGUAAACUGCUCCUUUUAUUUUAAAAUAGGAGCAUGUCGGCAUGGAGAUCGUUGUUCCCGUAUUCAUAAUAAACCAACGUUUUCCCAAACGGUUUUAUUACAAAAUCUCUACGUCAAUCCUCAAAAUUCUGCAAAAUCUGCUGAUGGCAGCCACUUGGUUGUUGCAAAUGUGUCUGAUGAAGAGAUGCAGGAGCAUUAUGAUAACUUCUUUGAAGAUGUUUUUGUUGAAUGCGAAGACAAAUAUGGAGUUAUCGAGGAAAUGAACGUUUGUGACAAUUUAGGAGAUCACUUAGUGGGAAAUGUUUACAUAAAGUUUCGUCGUGAGGAGGAUGCAGAGAAAGCAGUAAGUGAUCUAAACAACCGCUGGUUUGGUGGCCGACCUGUUUACGCUGAGCUGUCUCCAGUAACAGAUUUCCGUGAGGCCUGCUGCCGCCAAUAUGAGAUGGGAGAGUGCACAAGAAGUGGUUUCUGCAACUUCAUGCACUUGAAACCUAUUUCCAGAGAACUGAGAAGGUAUUUGUAUUCUCGAGGUAAGAGCGGGCGUCGUUCCCGCAGCCGAUCACGUGAGCGUCGUCGUCGCUCUCGCUCCCGCGAACGUCGUCGUGAGCCGCCGCGCAACUCGCGCUCCGGGCGGUACUAGCCGCUAGCCGCUAGCCGCUAGCCGCUAGCUGGCAACACUGGCUCGCCAACAGCUGGCAACACUCGCCAGUAUCAACUAUACUACACUAGCGCCACUUCUGCAUUUCUAUACAUACACGUCAAGUAUGUAAAAAAUCAUUUAGUAACUAUU
Papilio machaon (common yellow swallowtail) is the source of this 1039-nucleotide messenger RNA. It is a transcript of the gene U2af38, whose product is annotated as splicing factor U2af 38 kDa subunit. Gene Ontology annotation, biological process: mRNA splicing, via spliceosome. The coding region runs from base 206 to 889 and encodes 227 amino acids. Gene Ontology annotation, molecular function: metal ion binding; pre-mRNA 3'-splice site binding. The transcript is spliced from 5 exons. Gene Ontology annotation, cellular component: U2AF complex; spliceosomal complex. The record is from RefSeq and is a predicted model, not a curated record. NCBI's taxonomy places the organism in Eukaryota, Metazoa, Arthropoda, Insecta, Lepidoptera, Papilionidae.